AUGGGUAUCCGACAGUCCAUGAGCGUGGGUCUGCGCCACCACCGUCAGGUCGGUUCCACGGUGGUUACAGCAGUCGAGGCCGUAUCGGGAGAGGGAAUCAGCGCGGAAGUGUCGAGACUCGAAACGGCCGUUCAAUCCGGGAAAGGUCAGUUGAGUCGAUUGGGUGUGGGUGUGGGAGUGGGAGUGGGAGUGAACACGGGAGUGGAGGACGCGGCUGAUUUUGUCUAUGCGGAGCUGGACGCAGCGAGAGCGCUCGCCACCAUCGGAACAGUGUGUCUGUGCUCGGGAGACUCUGGGGGUUCCCGAGAAUUCGAAGAUUCCGACGGGUCCGUGUCCGUGGAAAGGCAAGCGGCGAGCGAGACUGCGUUGAAGGAGACGUUUUCGAGCAGUUUAAUCGGCGGGAUUGAGCACGAGCAGUUGAACGCGAGGAAGGCGGACGCGGAGAGCGUGUUUCAGAACGUACCACCGAGAAUUGUGUUUCCGGAUCCUGGCUCUGUCGUGAGCGUUGGUGAUGGUUUCGAUUAUGAUGCUGGUGCUGGUGUCGGUGCUGGUGUCGGUGCUGUUGGUGUGGUUGCUGGUGAUGGUGAUGGUGCUGGUGCUGGUCGUUUCAGCUCGUUGCGUGGGAAGCACGUGCGCGUUGCUGACGAGGGCGACAGGGUUUCCAUGCGUGCAGUGCGGGACGCCACGCGGUGGCUCACCAAGAGGAAGAGGACGGCGAGCCGAGUCCGUCGCGCGCGCAACCUGCGGUCGAGGAACGACCUGGUGAUUCGCCUCGUGCGGGACCUGUGCGAUCGCAAGCUUGCGUCGGCGGCGGCUGCUGCUGCUGCUGCUGCUGCUGUCGCCGCCUCGUCGGUGGAGGACCGCGGACGUGGUAGUUCGGCGCCCGCUGCUGGUGCUGGUUCUUACAGUCGUCGGCUUCGAGAUGCGUCGGCUACAGAACACAAGGAGUUCUCCCUGGGCGCGAUGCUCGUGGUGGCACCCGUGGUGAGCGAGCACUUCUGCCUUCCAGAGGCUGGGGCGUGGAAGCAGCAGCUGCAGCAGCAGCAGCAGCAGCAGCAGCAGCAGCAGCAACAACAACAAGAGCAGCAGCAGCAGCAUCUGUAUCAGUUUCAGCAUCGUCAUCAUCAGCAGCAGUCGCUGCUGUUAUCUGGGCAACACGCGCCGGGCAGCGGCGGCAACGUCGUGAGCAACGUGCGCGUCUCCUCGUGGAGCGAGGGCCGCCGCUACGCGAAAGAGGCCGGAGAAGCUUCUACUAGUUACGCUGGUUGCGCUGCGCUGCUGCGUGCCAAGGCGCGUGAGGUGGAAAGGGGUGAGGAGAGCGUGAGGACGGAGGAGGAGCAAGGGUUGGGUGAGCUCGCCGCGGGGCGGGGAGGGGGAGAUGGAUGGGUGGUGGACCAGGGGGAAGUGGUGAUGGCUGAUGAAGGGGACGCUGUAUACGUUGGGAACGCUGUCGCGCAGCAGGUUGCGCGCGAGGUCGCGGUGGUGCAGACGUUGGCGGGGGGCCUGUGCGACGGUUUGGGCGACGAGCUGGGCGACGGGGCGACGCUGGAGGUGGCGGUGCAGGGUCUGCUUCCGGAUAGCUGCGCUUUGAACCAAGUGGCUGUGGUGCCCGUGGUGUGCAUUCACGAGGGGCAUGCGGACGACUCAGAGGACGUCCGUAUGGGAGUGCUCGUUGAAAAUCGCAAUCACACCGCUGCUGCUCUCAGCCUUGCUGCUCCCAGUCACGCCGCCGCCACCGCCGCCGCCGUCGCUGCUGCUGCUGCAGCUUCUGUAGCUGCUGUGAAUUGUAAUGGUGGUAUUGGUGGUGGUGGUGGUGGCGGUGGUGGUGACGGUGGUGGAGGAGGUGCGGCUGUUCCGCACUACGAAGUGUCUGGUGACGAAGAGCCGGCCGUUUGUAACCCGGUUACCACCAUGCUGGAGGGUCCGUGCGACGGAGUGUCUGGAGAGGCGUCGGAUGAUGCGGGCGGCAACCCGUCUGAGGUCACGGAGAGCCAGGAAACGCCGCAACUCGAGGAGCAUGAGCAGGGUCUCUGCGAGUCUAAGCACGCUCACGGGUCGAUUGAGGGCCCUCUCCUUGCCCCCGCAGAGCAGGCGGCGGACGAAUUGGCUCGUUCGGUGCAGGCGCAGGAGGAGGAGAACAAGCGGUUACGAGAGGCGUUGGCAGCAGCGCGUGCCACGUGGAAGGCUGUGCAGGACGAGAACAGGCACCUGCUGCAACAGAUGACUCUCCAUGGCCUUGAGCUGCCGGCAUGCGUGACUGCCAAGGCGCAUCAUCUCAACAAAUCUCCUCCGCCGCCUCAACAGCAUCAACCACAGCAACUGCAACAGGACACUGCAGCGAUUUCACCCUUCUCUCCUCCGCCCACCUCCGCCUCCUCCUCCGCAGCAGCAGCAGCUGCAGCAGCGGCGCCAGCAGCAGGGCGUUGCCCCCCCGCCCUCCCCCCGUUCCUCUCUCCGUUCGCCCCUCCCCCGCCCUGGGCAUGCCAUCCCGCCAGACUGCCCCUCCCGCCCUUCUUCCGCUCAUCCGCGCUUCCCCUCCCCGCGCUCUUCCACAAGGGCCUCCCCGCAGGCCCCUGCGCCCCCGCCUGGUUCUCCCGCUCAGCCCCCCUCGCACCACUUGCUUGGGUGAAUAUUUCCCCCCCGCCUGCGCCCGUUCCUCUGCAAUCCGCGAGUGCUGCCACCCCUGCCGCCCUUGCCACGACUGGCGUGACUGCUGCUACAGCUGCUGCUGCUGCUACGGCUCCAGGCGUGCAGGGCGCAACGGGUACAGGGCAGGGUUUGGUUGGUGGUGUGGUAUUGCGUUCUGCUGCAUCUGCUGCUGAGGCUGGUGCUGUCGCAGUUGCUGCUGCUGCUGGUGAUGGUUGUGGGGGGAGUGUUGUGGAUAGCGAUGGGGGCAGUGCGGUUGCAGUGCGCACAGAAGCUGGUACUAGGGAAGCUGAUAACGAGGAGAAGCAAGCCGUUUCCGCUGCUUCUGCUGGUGCUGCAGUUCCUGCAGUUACUGCAACGAAUCAGACCCAGCUGCCACCAGCUGUUGCUGUUGUUCCUGAGGGCUCUUCAGGGGCUGCCCCCUCCUCUCCUGCUGCUAUCUCAACCUCGGCAGCAGCAGCAGUAUUAUCUGCAUCCGCUCCCGCUUCUGUCUGUGCAUAUGCGUCUUCUGCUGCUGCAGCUGUUAAGUCCGUGUCUACCCCCCUGACUUUCUCCUCAUCCUCUGCUCCUUCACUCUCGGCGAGUUCUCUUCGGCCACUGUCUAUGAUUCCCCCCUCCUCGCUCUUCCUCCCCCCAACUCCCUUUCACCACCACCACCGCCACCAGCAGCAGCAGCAGCCACUGCUGCCAGUGCAGCAGCAGCCGCUGUCACAGCAGCAGCAGCAGCAACAACUGCCGUCGCCCUUCCCCUUUUACUUCCCACCCUCCUUCUUCUCUGUUCCCCCCCACGUGCACCCUUCCGCGCUGGCUCGUCGCACCUCCCCUCCCACUGGCGCUGCCUCUGCUGCCGCCACUGCCUCUGCCGGCACAAAACUCAGCCAUGAUGUGAAUAAGCAACAGCCUCGCCGUGCUACCCUAAGGCCCUCCCCUCCCAGUAGCUUCCCUGCCGCUGGUGCCACAGGAGGUCGCUCUGGGGGUGGUGGUACAGACGUUGCUGCGCAAGCUGCGUCUGCUGCUGCCGCCGGAUCUUCUCUCUUGAGCGGUGCUGCUGGUGCUGGGAAGGAAGGAGUGGAAAACAGCAGCUUAGGCGCCUCAGGAGGUGCAGGCGGUUCAGACGGCUCAGGGGGUACUGCAUUUGGAGGGGGCGGUUGUGGAAGUGGCGGGGUAUCGUCAGGAGCAGCAGGAGGGGGUGGUGGUACCAGUGGUGGCAGCGCUGGUGGUGCUAAUGGGGGCUCAUGCCCCUGCCUCCUGGCUUCCCUGUGCCUCCGCCGUCUAUCCUCGCUGCGGCUGCUCGCUCGCACCGGCCCCUCCUCUGGUGCGUCAGGAGCAUUGCUAACAGCAGCAGCAGCCGGCGCUGCUGCCGCCGCUCCUGGCGCCACAGGUUGCAGCGUGGCCGCUGGUAAAUUUGUCGAUAAUUCCGUACUCGAGAGUAACAACAGUUUCUUGGCAGUUUCAGCUGGUGCUGCUGGUACCAACAACAGGUCGUCGUCUUGGGAGAAAAGAGCAUCCGGCUCAUUGUCGCCGACUGCAGCAGCAGGUGGGUUAUCAACAGGAGCAGCCUCUGCUGUGGAGGCUGUAAGAUCGUCCCCGUCUUCCCCCGGUGCCAUGGCUUCAAGUCCUGGUGGGAAGAAGCGGGCACGGGACGAGGGGGGAGACGAUGUGGGACGGGUUCUGCAGCCCGCACAGUCCUUUUUUCCUGGUUCUGGGCCAGCGCCCAUGCCUGAGCCGCUGGUGGUGCUGCUUCCAGGGGGAGUGCGAAUGCCAUGCCCCUGGCCUGCUCCUCUCCCUCGCCCUCCUAUCAUGCCGGUUUCGUCAGCAGUGGCCGGAGGAGUGGGAUUGGGAGGAGUGGGAGGAGGAUGUGUGAUGGGGCCAGUGGCUGUGGGCAUGGGAAGUGCAGCUGCAGAGGCGCGGAAGCGGAGGAGGGAGGUGAAGAGGAGCAAGGGCAUGAUGGGUCAGGCGAUGGUGGCAGGUGCACAGUUUACUACCGGGGGUGCUGCUGCUGCUGGCGGUGGUGCUGCUACUGGUGGUGACGGCGUGGGUCCAGCAGCUGCUGGUGCUCCUAUUGCUGCUGCUGCUGCUGCUGCUGCUGGAGUAUUUGUUCAGGCGCCAGGGGAGGCGUUGAGGGGUCUCGGGCCAGCCACAGACGCUGCUUGCCGCUCUGCCCUGCUCUCUACCGCACCCACUUGUUAA
Molecule: messenger RNA, 4836 nt
Organism: Closterium sp. NIES-65
Lineage: Eukaryota; Viridiplantae; Streptophyta; Zygnematophyceae; Desmidiales; Closteriaceae
Source: the annotation of a GenBank genome assembly